UACUUUUACGGUCAGGGUUCUCGAAUGUCAUUAAAAAUGCUAUCGCCUUAAUUCGAAUAAUUAAGGCAGCGUUAACGAAAACGAUUAUACAAAUUGAUACUAAGUUAUUAAGUUAAAUAAUUUUUAUGUUAUAUUUUUUUGUAUCAAAAAUCAUUAACAUUUUAUUUUGAUAUUAUUUAAAAACAUUUUAUUAUAUUUAAUAAUAUAGUUUAAUAAUAAUCUUCAUAUGUAUAUAUUUAUUUAAAAAUUAAUUAAUAAUUUUUAAAAAUUUAUUAAAAAUUUUUGUUAAUAUUAGUAUAUUAAUUUUCUUAAUUUAUUAUAACAUAUAAAUGCAAAUUUAUAUACAUAUAUUUGAAGAAAAUUUUAAUUUAUAUAAUUUAACAUAGUUUAAAAACAAAAUUUGUAAAUUUUAUUUAAAAAAUUUAUUAUAGUGUCGAUAAUUAUAUAUGAAUAGUUUCAACGUUUAUUAAAAAGAUGGUGCGACUAAUCAAAGACCGUCGACAAAAUUCAUUUUGCUGUCGAUAAUAAUAAAAGAUUAAUUUGAACAGUUUUCAAGAGAUGGCUCUACCAUUUAAAUUUUGAUAUGUCUUUUAUGUCAUAAGAAUCACAUCUAUUCUGUACUUUGUUUAUAGUUAUAAUUUUAUCUUUUUUGUAUCAAUUUCGAUAAUUGAAUUCAAUAUUAAUAAUUUGUACAUUCAUUAUAUUAAGUCAUAAAAAGUAUAGUAAAAACUCUGAUUUUAUAUAUGAUAUUUUCGAAUAAGGGACAAAAAAAUCCCAUUUAUUAUUAUCAAUUUUAUAUCUGUCUGUACUUAUACAUAUAUAUUUUAUAAAUUUGUUUUUUAUAUAUGUUUUAUAUGUUUAUUUAUAUUUCAUAUAUAUUGAUAUUAUAUAUACUAUUUCUGUAUAAUUAUAUAUAAAUAUUUUUUGUAUAUUUUUUAUUUCUUCUACAAUGUUUUAAAAAUGUAAUACAUUAAAAAGAAAAUUAUAAUAUAAUUAUUAAUGAAUAUAAGCAUAAAUGAGUUUGUCAUUUAAUGAAAAGUUUAUUCUAUAUUUAUUUUAAUUUAAUAAUGUGAUAUAACUAUGUUUAUAAAUUGAACUUAUCUAUAUAUCUUUGUUUUUGAUUUUUGGUUAUGAGAUUAUCAAUAUUGAUCUUGAUUUUUCUUUUUAAUUAUAUUACAAUAAAAAACAAAUAAAUUGAAAAUUUCAAAAUAAUAUCAAUUGGAUCAAAGAUGACACUUUAAUUGACUAUUUAAUAUUUAUAAAAUGAUAUAAAUAUACAUAUGAUUUUAUUUAUCAUAUAUCGAAAUUAACUUUUAAUUUUUUAUACUUAAUAACUUCUUGUUUUUUAAUAACAGUACUUUUUACUAAUAAUUUUAUUUUUAAUAAAAUCUUAAUAUCAAAUACAUAUAUAUAUUUCAUAACUUUAAUUAAAUAACCUAAUUGUAUAAUGUCAACUUGUUUUUUACUAUUUACAUUAAACACGAUAUUUGUAAAAAAAAUAGAAAAAUAUAAAUAUAAUAAUUAGCAUUUAUUCAAGUAUGAUAAAUAACGUAAUAUGACUACGCAAUAAUAUCUUAAAUUUUAUUCUAUGAAAAUGAGAAACAACUGUAAAUGAAGUAACACUAAUGCCACAAUACUAUUUGUUGCAAUUGCGCCAUCCUGCUGGAAACUGUGACGAAAAAUAAAAGUAGUUUGUCAGGUUCGUCUCGGUCGAUAUCAGCAAUAAAAAGAAACAUAUUGAAAUUAUGCGAUUUAUUAAUUUGUUAUGAAUAAAAAUAGUCUUUAGAAUAUAAAAUUCUAUUUGUGUUGCAAACACUAGAGAAGGAAACACGAAAACCUAGAAUCAAUGAAAAAGUGCGCACGAAGCGGGAAAUGUUCUCUAUGGCCCCGAAGCGACGACGCCACGUACUAGAUGGUAUAUUAUUGAUCAAUAAGAGAGGCUAACAUGGGUGACCUGUGCCGGCAGAGGCAGCUGUUACUUCGUCCGUAUUUUUACGCGACGCGUGUGUACCGCGAGAAACCGAUUUUCAAACAAAGUGUUCAUACGAUUUUGGUGUUCUUUUGGCCGUCUGUGACAAAAUGCAAUUGUGUUGCGGAACAAGAAGUACCGACCGUACGUGAAACGCGCCAAUCUCAUACUCCCGUGGAAAUACACGAAUUGAGGGAGACAGAGGGAGUAACGGAAGAGUAACGGCCAGGAUAGUUAAAGAGGCAUAGAGAUAGGCUGCGGGGGAAAAAGGAAUUGGGAGUGGGAGUGAGGGAGCAGAGAGAGAAAGAGAGGGAGAGAGAGAGAAAGAUAGAUAGAUAGAGAAAGAAAGAGAGAGAGAGAGAGAGAGAGAAGGAGUAAACGCGUGCAAGAAUAACAGAAAAAAACGAUAGAAGAGGAAUCAUAAAAACAGAGGGAGAAAAAGACGUGUGAGCGACAUGUGUCUGUGUUGAGAAUUCUAUCCGCGAAAGUACGGUGGCCCAGGGUGCGCCGAGAGAGAAGAUCGGUAGCAUUCUCCUCUCCUAUAUCCGAUACUUUCUCGUCGCCUACACGGGACUAUCGAUGCAGACCUUACGGAAGAAAAACAGUCCGUGCAAGUGUGAGUAAAAAGAGAAAAGCGAAAAAUAAAAGAAAAGAGAAAUAAGAGUUACCCCAAUAACGAAUUUAUACAAGUUUCGUGAAUACCAUUAAAAUCGUGCGGUAUCAACGUCAUCCUCUGUGUAUCUGGUGUAUAUAUUGUGAUACGAAUCAACGAAUAAUGUGGUCUUAAGCGAUAGUUUCAGUUUGUUUCGUGGCAUCUUUAACAUUUUCUAAAAUUAAGUGAUAUCACCCUGUAGAUCGGUCAAAGGGAGCUUUGGAAUAUGGCUUCCCUGUUCUCUAAGAGGGAGAAAGACGACGGUUGUUCGAUUCGAGCUGUGCAGAUUAAUUUGACCAUGAAUAAUUCAAGAACGAACCAACCCGAUUUCUAGGGGAGGGUGUGUCGUUCAAAGCGAAAUUGAUUGGCAUAUUGGAAGUAUCGGAAGCACGCGGGGACCGGAUGUGCCAAGCAGCUUUGGCGGAUCUGAAGAUGGCGAUUCGAGCUGCUGGCGAACACAAACAACGAAUCGCCGUCCAGGUCAGCAUCGAUGGAUUACGCUUGCGGGACGAAAAGUCUGGGGACUGUUUGUAUCACCAUCCUGUACAUAAGAUAUCGUUUAUCGCGCAGGACAUGAGCGAUUCAAGGGCUUUUGGAUACAUUUUUGGAUCACCAGACACUGGUCAUCGUUUCUUCGGCAUCAAGACAGAUAAAGCAGCAAGCCAAGUGGUAAUCGCGAUGCGAGACUUGUUUCAAGUGGUGUUCGAGUUAAAAAAGAAGGAGAUCGAGUUAACGAAGCAGCAUUUAGAACAAAACGCUAUAAACGUUAUUAAAUUUCAUACCACUGGCAUCUUUGUCGAACCUACCCCUGAUACUAAAGGCGCAGCAGGAUCAGAAUCUUCUCUUCAUCGGGUAAGGAAUACUAAUUCGGAGGUAGACAAGUCAGCUGAUAAACGAAACGAGUCCCCAAUAAGGGAUAAUCCCGUAAUAAGGGAUUUAUUAGAUUUACAAUUCGAAUUAAACUCUCUGCAGCAAGGUAUCCAUCACAUGGACAAAAUUACCCCUGAAAAUCCACCACCUUCCACUGACGAUCUCUUUGAAACCGAUCCAUUUGGCGAUUCCUUUGCGAAUAUGAAGCUGGAAGAUACUGUGAGACCAAUUCUACCACCACCACCCUCAUCUUCCAAAAGAGGCCACCUAGAGCGACAGCAAACGAUUCCAGGCGCCCAAUCGUCAAUCACGUCUAGUCCAGCGACCACAUUGACUAGUAAAACUCCUCCACUUCAAAGUACCAUUCAAUGGUUCGACAAAGAAACCGAGAAUCUAUUCAGUGACAGCGAGCUUACAAACUCGACCAAGAAUAAUACACCGGUUAAAAAAGAUGUGGAAGAGACUCAAGCCAAGAGUCCACAGAUAGACGUUUUCACGGAGCUGGAUCCACUAGGAACCGGUUUAAUCAAACCCUACGUGGACAAGAAAGACUUUUUCCAACACUUGAAGAAUCCUCCCAAGAAGGUGCUAAAAGAUUUAGUGUCCACUAACUCGGCGGAUACGUUCCCAACGAACUUUAACGUUCUCUCGGAACCACUAGAAUCAGUGAAACCACGAAACGAUGUGGCCGCCAAAGAAAAUCAAUUCGAGGAUAGCAAUUUCGCGAAUUUCGAUCGCUUCGACGAGAACGAAGCGAUUCAAUCAGUUUUCGCGCGCACUGACUCCUGCAGAAGAACAGAUAUCACGCCUAGACCGGCUCAUCAUCAACCUCUUUCCGUGUCUCUCCCUCCUGAAGACACUUCCAUCCCGAAGUCCUCGACCAUCCCGAGCUCUGCAGGUGUCUCUCUACUUACAAGAAUGGAAAAAGACUCUACAGAGUCUAUACACGGCUUGGUAAAGCUUCCUAGCCCCAUAAAAUCGACUCGCAAAAAAGAAUUCGACGUAGACAUAUCCGGUAACAAAACGCAAUCCAUGGACAAGACAUUCCCUGUCGACUUUUCUGCAACCAAUGAAUCACCAGCUUCUCCGUUAAAAUCCUGUUCCUCAGAUGCUAAUUCUAGAUUGUCAAGUUCGUCCGCUGAAUUGGAACUCGUACCUGAACCUCCUCCUCGAGGAAUCGCCAAUAUUCUGAUCAAUCCACCACCUCUGCCGCCGAAGAAACAAGGAGUUAGAGGUAUGAUAAAGCCUCCUCCAAGACCACCGCACACUGAGACCUAUUUCCAUUACGAUUUCCCUGAAAGGGAGUCCGAAGUGACCAAAGACAGAAGUAAAAGCCCGUUGAAAGAGGCGAAGAGCCUCCAAUCUGAUGACAAUUUCAGUCCGCCUGUACAAAUGUCAAACAAGUCUGAUUUGAUAAGCGCGAUGACUACAUCGACGUUCGAAGACUCGUUUAGCUCUAUGGUACCUACCACGAAUUUAUCCACGUUUUUUACAUCGACCAGUGCGACUACUGGACCCAAAAGGACGAAACCCUCGUUGGAUAUCACGUUGAGCCAAUUAACGUCUGCUAAUUUAGAUGAAUUGGCUAAUAGUUUAGGUAUGACCGUUAAAGAAUUAACUAGUUUGACUCUUCAGCAGUUGACCGAAUGUUUGGCUACCUUGUCAGCCAAGGAAGCUGCAUCCAGCGACACAGAAGAGCCAGUUUCUAUGAAACAAGAACCAGCUGUUGUCCAACCGCAAUCAAUGUCUGGCACGGUGCAUUCGAGACCAACGUUCAACGAGCCACAACCUUUCAACAAGAGCUUUGAACAGGAGACCAAACAGGAUACUACUUAUGAUAAAUACGCUGUUUUUAGAGAAUUGUUCGAGCUAGAGCAGAUGGAGAAGAACGAAGAAAGUACGACGAAAGAAUCUACCGAAGAGGAAGCGUCUUCGGUGAAAAAGGAAGAGUUCGAGAUAGUUAGCCAACAGCAUGAGACUAGUGAGGAGAGCAGAUCAGAUACAUUGGCCACUUUAGUGAAUCUAACAGUGAAACUUCCACCUAGCAAUGAGGAUCUGACUAAGGAAGAAUCAAGUGCAAAGCCUGAUGAAAAAACAGAAUCUUCGAAUAUAGUGUUUGAGAAGACUCAAUCAACUGAAUCAGAGAGUAAAACAGAACCAGUGAUAGAAUCUGAAGUAUCCACAGACUUGUUGUCGAAACAACCAGAAGAAGAGGAAUCUGAUAAAACUAAACCUAUAGUGGAAAUUGAAGAGAAAAUGGAGGAAACCGAGUCUGAGAAACCUAGUGAUUCCAAUGAAGAUUCUGAUAAACCAGUUACAGAAAAAACUACGGAAGAAACGAAUGGUUCAUUAGCAGUAGAUAAAGUUGAAGUGAAACCCUCCGCAUCGAUAUCCAGCGACAAAUAUGCCGCUUUGCGCGAGAUCAUUGGUGAACCAGAACCCCCUGUCAAACCAACCGAAGAAGAUACACCAACCUCCACCAGAAUGUCUCCUGUGGUCCAAUUACCAGCUCAGUCCAAGCCCUCGGCGGAGGUAGAGCUGUUAAAUCUAUUUUCUGACACUCCUCCCCCUUCCAGCCCUAAGAAACAGUCCAAGAAAGACGAAGAUACAGGGAUGAGUAUGGACAUCUUCGAGGAGAUCAAAAUGUUGAGUACCAGUGGUCAGCCAACGAAGACCAAAUCACUGAUUCCCGAAGACAUCUUCUGCCCGUUCACGGAGCUGAAACCAGAGAGAGAUGAAAGCAAAGACGAUAGCAAUUGGACCAAGUUCGAUACAGGUCUCUUCGUAUCGGACAGACCACCUUCGGAGUGUCCUCCUUCGAUCAGUGGCACUUCGCCCUGGUCCCCCGACGGCAAAGAGUUCCACAGAGAGUCUUCUUUCAAAGGUAGCGUGUAUCAGCAAUCGGGCGACAGCGACAACGAGUGGAAGGAUGAAGAAGAAAGCGAGGAGAGCAAUGGAAGGAUACGAGAUCCUAGAUUCAGGUGUAGCCAUUAUCCCAGAUUCGAUGGUCCUUUUGGAGACAGAGGUUUCUACGAAGAGACGGGAUCGAAACGUGACAGGGGGUUCCGAGACAGAAUGAUGGAGGACAGGAAGUCUCGUGACGCGGCCUGGAUUAAGAACACCGGGCACAGACCUAGGGAUUCCUCUCCCUGGCACGACGAGAGUCAAUGGGAGAAAGAGUCCAAACACUAUCCCCAUAGAAAGAUGCAAUACAAGGACGAAGAUGAGCAUUACGAGGCUCACUGGAAGUGCAGAUCUAAGCCUCAACGUUGGAACUGGCCGCACGAGCACGGGCCGUUCUACGAUGACGAGAGAAAGAGGAAGAUGAUGCUGUGGAAGGAAGACAGGUUUGGCAGUCAGGAAAGCAUGGGGUACGACGACGACGACAGGUGGUCCAGGAGGAAAUACGAGAGAAGAAGGUGGCCGGAAGAGGACGCCAGAUUCUGGAACAGAAGGACAGCAGGUCCACCCGACUCAGACUACCCUAGCAGGGAUUACUAUUACUACAGAGAAGCUAGAGAGCGAUCACACGAUUAUCCAUCAGCUUGGAACGAAGACUACGGCUCGGAUCGGCCUGGAGACGAUUCACCAAGGUACAACCAGUCUGGCAGAAAGAGGCACUGGCCCAAGAGACCGAAUAGUGCGAACGAGGGGCGCAACAUCGACAUGAUUUACGGCGAAUCUCGAAGCAAAUUCGGCACCUCAAGAUCCGAGUGCAACGACAACGAUUCAGAUCCUUACAUACGAUCCUCUCAACGUUCCAGGAGUCGUCAGAGUUAUUGGGGCAGCGACCAGGAGUACGACAGUUGGGUGGAGAGGCCCUACUGGUCCGAGGAGCCGGACACCAAGAGCGAGAGUCUGCACCGGAAGAGAGUAGCCAGGCACAAACCUCGCCAACCUCACGUCAAGACCCAGAGCCCGUUCGAGGACGAUUUCGCGCAAAGCGUGGAGCACAUAGACCCCUCGACCACGGAAUCUCUGACCCCGGUCGAGCCACCGAGGAUCCGUUCCGAGGGAAGUGAUCAGAAACCAUCGCCGCAGAGUCCUUCCUUCUCCACGAGGUAUUCGAAAGUAGCUAGGAGGGGGAUGGAGGAAGUCUACAACAAGAGAUCAAGCUACUUCGAGGACGACCUGCCAUUCACCGCCACAGCGAUGAGCGAUUCGUCCGAUCGGCAGAGGCUACCCUCCGAUCAGAAGCAGACGCCUGAAGAUGUUCCUUCUUGCGAGGCCAAGGACGCGCCGCCCGACGACUUCGUUUCCGGGGACGGCAGCCGUGAUUCCUUCUUCAAUGGACACCUGAGAUACGACGACGACGCGUUCGCUUUCAAAGCGGAAAUGGAGGACAACGUGUCCGAUCAUCGAGCCACCACCUUACCGUUGAAGAACCACAACCGACAGGGGAAAUAUUCCGCGGGUAGCAACAACAAUAAUAACAACAAUAAGUCUAGAAACGACCAACACAUAAGGAAGUCGGAGUCGGUGAAUAUAUUCGUGAGGGAGAGCGAUCCGUUUGGCGACGACGAUUUCUUCGAUUGAUGGGUUGUUCGGGGAGUGUUGGACGGGCACGGUGAUCGGUAUUCAGGGGAUGGUCCCGAUUUUUCGGGGCUGAUGUCGGUGGCGGGGUGAUUCGACGGGGUGCGUUUCCUUUUUUCUGUCCAAAAACGUACCAACCUAUCAUCCAUUUAUAGCCCGUGAACUAUAGAAAUGAACAAUUGUAUCAUCCAUGUUUUUCUUUGGUUUGCUUCAAACUGUGGUUGAGGCAAUAGGUAUUUUGGCUGAUCGAGGUCAGGUUAGGAGAUGGGGUUUAGCGUAGUGUUCUACUUAUAGUGGAACUGUGGAGCAUUUAAAGACUGAUUCGUUGGUAAAUGGUAGAGUUUUGUUCAAGUUGAUCAAUGUGAGCUUGCUGUUUUUUAAAGUUGUGAAUGUUCUUUCAAGCAAACUUGAGGUUGCAUCUGAAAGUUGCUAGAAUAAGAGUUGCUAAGAAAAUAUAAUGUUAUUUAAAAUGUAAGUUGUAUUCUCUGAUUAAAUAAUUAAUUUCUCUAAUUAAAUAAUUAUUCCAAUUUAGUUUAGCCAAUUACAUCAUUGAUUUGUUAAUUGAUCUGUUAUUUAUCAGAGAAUGUAUCUUAUCAUAAAUGUAAAAAUUUGAAAUAUGAAUUCACAGAUGAUUUACAAAGCCUAAGGUUCAAGGUGCAGUUAUAUCAAUAAAUAUCACCACUUAUUUGUCUAUUUCAAUUAAUUAUUAUUAUCCAUUACGAUUAUUUAUUAUUAAAAAUCAUCAAGACAAAUGUUUCCUCGAACAAUUACAAUACUUAUUGUCUCUGUUAUAGCUAAGUUAUUGAAAAACUAUAUUUGUGUCGAAUGUGAAUUAGAAAUUCAAGGGGACGUUUAUGGUAAUUAUGUAUAUCGAUGAAGAGGAUUCGUCAUGAUGUAUCGAUAGUGAGAUAUCGAUGGGGUACGAGCGACGUACCGACUGCUAGUCAUUGUUUUAAUAAAUUUGUACAUAAUGUUAUAUCGGCGUUAGUGUGAAAUUAAUUCGUCGAUCGAGGUCUGUAUAUGUGCGUGCAGUUUGUAUGACCAAUUGUUUUAUCGAUUGUGAUCUUGACGCGUAAUUUCAAUUCUCGAUCACUUAGAUUUGAGAAAAGGAUGGAAUGCUUUGGAAAAUUUAGAGAAAAAUUGAAAACCCUGAUUUACGAUAUUUUAAUAUAUUUUUUUUUCUCCUUGCUAAAGUUCUAAGUUUAAAAAAAAAACUUUCACUUGGUAUUGUUGAAUUGUAGAUGAUCCACUUGACCUGAGUUUUGAGAAAAACUUGAACGAUUGAGAAAAACUUGAACGAUUGAGAAAACUUUUAUGAAAUUUUUUGGGAAAUGAAUUUUCUAAAUGUUAAAAAUGUUAAUUCAUUUUUAUUUAUGACGAGGGUAAAUGAAACAUUUUUUAUAUAUUUUUAUAUAUGCAGAGGAUUAUUGAAAUUAUCUCUCGAGCAUUUCCAUUUUUUUAGAAAUUAAUCAAUCGUGUUUUCGUUUUAUUCGUUUCGUACGAUCACGAUGCUAGUCAUGUUCGAGUGAGUUAGAAUAUUAGAGAACACAGGCCAAAUUAUUGAUGGUUGUUGCGACUGAAAUCGUUAGAAAACUUUUAAAUGUAAUUUUUAUGUUCAUUUGCAAAUUAUAUUUUUAUUAAUUAAAUAUACCGAAUUUAAAAAAAAAAAAGAAAAGAAAAAUUCUGAUUGAAUUUUAAUUUUAAUCAAGUUUUUUAUCAUAUUAUUGUAAAAUCAUGAAAGAAAGAAAAGUUUCUAAUAAUAUUAGGUGCAAGAACCACAAUUAUUGAAUGCCUGAGAGGAUCUCGUUCGAUAAUUAGAUUAUUUGAAAUGUUGGGGAAUCAAAAUGUGACUUUUAUACGUUUUUUGACUGGAACGAUCUUCGUUCGUAAGUCGAAUCGAUAAUAAGAACAAGAAGUAGAUUCGAAGAAAAAAAAAAAAAGAAUAAAAGAGACAAAAGACGAAGAUGUGAAAAAACCUUCGUUAAAUCCAGAUAGCUUAUUUUAAAUAGAAUCAAAAUGUUAUAUUGCAAUUUUUUAUUUCCUCAUUCAACCGCUUUAGCAAUAGAUUUUUAUAUUUAUUUUAUAUUUUAUAUUUAUUGUGUAUAGAUAGAUGUUGAUAGUCGAGUCUUUUUUAACGCUCGAAAUAAAUCUAUUAUUUAUUUAAUUUAUUGAUCAAAUCUGUCCCACAGCAAAUAAAUUGAAGGAUUCAAAAGAAUAAAUGGUACAUGGAAAAAAACUUGUAUGAAAAUUUAAUAGAGAGAUCUACAUAUUAUCAGACAUUGAAAAUUUGCAAUAAAAUUUUUUAUUUAAAUACUCGAAUACUUAUAAUAUUUUUUUAUAUCUAUCUUAUUUUUCAAACAAAUACAAUUGUACCAUUUUUUCACCGAGUCCCUCAAUCACAGUCAGAAUUUUUACUGACAAUAAGGAAUUACAAUUUCUGUUUAAUCACUUGUGUACCUCACUAAGAAUCGAGAUUAUAACAAAAAAUUUAAUUUUCACUUAGCAACGCUUACUAAUGAUACGGAAAAAUGGAACAAUUAGAUAUGCAUAUCGAUAUCAAUGCAUUAACCAAAGCCAAAGAUUUUUUUACAUUGCUCUCGCAACACUUCAUUGAGCAAAUAAAUAAGGAUCGAUAAUUGCAAUAAUUGUGUUAAAGCGUACAUUACAUUUAUCGCAAUGUUCAAUUUCGAAUUUUAAAGCGGCUUAAUCCAACAAAAAUUAAUAUUCGUUUAACCUUUACGUCAAUACUCGAAAUUUAAAGGAAGAAAGAAAAAAAAAAUCAUUCAAUUUUUUGAUCGCAGUAUUUUUCUGAUAAUAAAAUUCUAAAUUUGGAACGUGAAUCCAUAUCAAAUAACAAUCCAAGCUGGAUUCGAAAAUAUUUUAAUGUGAAAAUAAAAAAUUUCAUGUUCUAUAUACACAUACACACACACAUACAUAUAUACGUUAUAACGAUUGUAUAGGGUAUUGAUAUAAGGGUUAAAAGAUAAAUUAAAAAAAGAAAAAACUGAAAAAGUGUGCGAAGAACCAUUGUAAAACAAGUAUAAAAUUACCCAUGUGAAGUGGAAAAACUACAAAUAUAUCAUUUAUCGAAUUGCACGCAACAUUAUCAACAAUAUCGUUUCAACGUUGUUUCAACCGUGAACAAAUUUCUACAUCCAUGAGACUCAACGACAGAUCUGUCGAACGAUUGAUUAACAAUUGUGCAAUCGCGACCUAUUGAAGACACAAUUUCAGGGAAAUUAGUUAACCAAAUACUUAAACGAGUAAACCUUUAUACACCGUGAAAAAGACACGAACGAUUCAACUAUGGGAUUCACUAUUCUGCGAUUUUACAUAUAUAAAAAAAAAAAAAAAAACAAAAAACGUAUAGUUAAUACAUUAUACGGAAUAACGUGACGAGAGGAGGGAAGAGACAAGAAAAAAAGACUACGACGAAGAUGGAAAACUGUACCAAACGCUUUAUUUUUACGAUAAGAAUGGAAUUUUAUUAUUUGAAAUAUCGAAUAUGAUUGGUGAGCAUAGAGGAUGUGUAUGUUUCUGUCUGUGAGCGAUUUAAAAAAUGAAAAUGGAAAUCCGUGAGAGAGGGCGAAGGACAAGGAGCAAUCAGCAAAACACAGUAGAUAGUGUAAUAAUAAUAAUAUUAAUAAUAUUAAUAAUAAUAUUAAUAAUAAUAAAAAUAAUAAUAAUAAUAAAAUAAAAGUAAAAAGAAAAAAAAAAGAAAUGAAAUUCGAUUCGAGAAUGUUUAGAAUAUAGUAAUCUGCAUCGCUAUAAUAAAUGUACGAUACGUUACGCGAUUUAUGUGUGCGCUAUUUAUCGUGGAAAAUUGUCAUUUUUACUAAGACCAGAUCGCGAUGACGAUUUUAUUCCAUGCAUUAUUGUCAGUCUCCCGAUAAACACGAGUCGCAGUACCACACACACACUGAACAAAAAAAAAAAAUGGAACCGUUCGAAUAAAUUUUCACUUUAAAAAUGUUGGAACAGAAUAAAUUUCUUUUGGAAGAAACCUUA
Apis cerana (Asiatic honeybee) is the source of this 12032-nucleotide messenger RNA. RefSeq names its product DAB adaptor protein (gene Dab). NCBI's taxonomy places the organism in Eukaryota, Metazoa, Arthropoda, Insecta, Hymenoptera, Apidae. Gene Ontology annotation, cellular component: cytoplasm. The record is from RefSeq and is a predicted model, not a curated record.